Messenger RNA from Linepithema humile (Argentine ant), 3323 nucleotides. The record is from RefSeq and is a predicted model, not a curated record. NCBI's taxonomy places the organism in Eukaryota, Metazoa, Arthropoda, Insecta, Hymenoptera, Formicidae.
CCCUUCCAUUCAUGCUGCUUGCUUUUUGCGACUCAAAUCUGGCCGCUCUGAGUUAAACGUCAUUUCUCGUAACAUCACCUGAGAAUUGUAAAAGAAAAUAUUCGGCUUUCGUAAGGGAAGAAAAAAUCGUAAAAUUGCUUCUGCUAUUUGCGAAAUAAUGUUACGUCUUUAAAAAAUGGCAAUGUUUCAAGCACGUUCCGUACUACAGUGCAAGUGGAGUCUCAUCGUUGGAAUUUUACUACUGUGUGACGUAUCGCAACAUGUGUCACACGGCGAGACCACAGUUAACCUCCAAAAAGAAAAUAUCAUAGGAUUAUUUAAUGCCAAUAAUAAAACUAUUUCCGUAGUGACAGAUAGUCCGAAUGCUUCGAAUGUUACGACAAAUGUCACAGCAAAUAUUUUACCAGAAUUAUUCAGUACAGCACGAUCUGCGAAUAGUACAAGCAAUAUCGUUAAUCAGACCAGUUCGUCAACCACCGUACAACAUCCUGUCACACCUGUAAAUACAACACAGCUUAACAAUAUCACAGGCGAUCAGACGACCGAAAAAGGCAGCACGGUGCCGCCGAGUCCUGUCAACGAUAAGAAUACCACGGACAUCUCAGUAUCAUCACAGAGUCCAGAUGUCGUCAACACAACGAAUACAAGCACAACCACCGUUGCCCCGGAACCAGUUCUUCCCGACAAGGGUUCUGCUGAGGAAGAACACAACAGUUCGAUGUCCAUAUUCUUUGUAUUAUGCGUCUUAGCGCUGGGCAUAUUAUUGAUACACUUGAUGCUUCAAUUCAAUUUCCAGUACCUUCCCGAGUCGGUGGUGAUAGUCUUCUUAGGUGCUGCAAUAGGCAUGAUUAUAAAUCUCAUGUCCAAUCAAAAUAUAGCAAACUGGAGGAAGGAAGAAGCUUUCUCGCCAACUGCAUUUUUCCUGGUCUUGCUACCACCUAUUAUAUUUGAAUCAGGAUACAAUUUGCAUAAAGGAAACUUCUUUCAAAACAUUGGCAGUAUUUUAGUAUUUGCUAUUUUUGGAACAGCAAUUUCUGCAUUUGUCAUUGGCGCUGGCAUAUAUCUACUAGGUCUGGCGCAAGUGGCGUACAAACUGAGUUUUGUCGAGAGUUUUGCAUUUGGAUCGUUGAUAUCAGCGGUUGAUCCUGUUGCCACAGUCGCAAUUUUUCACGCUCUUGAUGUUGAUCCAGUCUUAAAUAUGUUGGUCUUUGGAGAAUCAAUUUUGAAUGAUGCCAUCUCUAUUGUAUUGACAACAUCAGUAUUAGAAUCCAACAAUGCAGCAACUACCAGUGAAGCUAUUAUACUUGGCUUGAAUCGAUUUUGCCUCAUGUUCUUCGCAUCAGCAGGAAUCGGCGUAGUUUUUGCUUUAAUAAGUGCAUUGCUGUUGAAGCAUGUAGAUCUCAGGAAGAAUCCAUCUUUGGAGUUUGGUAUAAUGUUAGUGUUUACAUAUGCUCCAUACGUUUUAGCAGAAGGCAUACAAUUGUCAGGAAUUAUGGCAAUCCUGUUCAAUGGAAUCGUCAUGUCACACUAUACACAUUUUAACUUGUCUACUGUUACCCAAAUCACAAUGCAGCAAACAAUGCGAACAUUAGCCUUUAUAGCUGAGACUUGCGUUUUUGCGUAUUUGGGUUUAGCGUUAUUUAGCUUUAGACAUAGGUUUGAACCAGCAUUAGUUGUUUGGUCUUUAAUUCUGUGCUUGAUCGGAAGAGCCGCCAAUAUAUUCCCGUUGGCCUUACUUGUUAAUCGUUUCCGUGAGCAUCAAAUCACGAGGAAAAUGAUGUUCAUCAUGUGGUUUAGUGGAUUGCGGGGUGCUAUAUCGUAUGCGUUGUCGCUUCAUUUAGAUUUCAGCGACGAAACGCGCCACGUUAUUAUAACAACUACACUCAUCAUUGUAUUGUUUACGACCUUGAUAUUUGGUGGAUCUACUAUGCCCCUUUUGAAAUUCUUAAGGGCCGAAAAGAAGCAAAAGAACAGCAGCAGGAGAAAGAAGAAGGAUAAGGAAGUUUCCUUGAGUAAAACCAGAGAAUGGGGACAAACUAUAGAUUCCGAGCACUUGUCGGAACUCACAGAGGAGGAAAUGGAAGUGUCCUUCCUGCAGUCACGGAUUCGCGGUUUCGCGAGAUGGGAUCUGAAAUUUUUCAUUCCGUUCUUCACAAGACGGUUCACGCAGCAGGAGUUGAAGGAUUGCAAGUCGCAAAUGACUGAUUUGACGAAUCAAUGGUAUCAAGCGAUUAGGAUUAGUCCAAUUGAGUCGGACGACGAGGCAACCACGGCGUCGACCGCGCAAUUAAAUCUGAAUGUCGGUGGAACGGCCAAGGAGCAGCCACGUGGGAAGGAGAAAAAGAACAGCCGUCCUAGACACGGGUCUAUAUUAAGUAUUUAAUUUAUUUUAUGUGUGUGGUGUGUCCUUAAGUGUGCUGAACUACGUGCUUUCAACUUACCUGAAAAAUGGAUGUAUAUAAGUAUUUAUUACAAAUAUCGGUAUUUAUAUAUAUAAAGUUAUACAUAAUACAGCUUAGAUUUUUUCGAAAAUAAAAAUUAUUUUUAUUGAAGCUGCAGAUAUUAUCUCGCUCUGAUGGAUCAAGGGAAAGAGCUUUUACAAUUUUGCAAGAUUGAAAGUGAAUAUGAAAUGUCUUUUUGAUUUGAUUCGCUUAUUGCCUAAUAUUGAUCGCACACAUUUCAUGCCUUUUACUAAUAAGAUGCUUUAUUAAUAUAUUUCUAUUUAUGGAAUUUUUAAAUAUGGGUUUUAUUCUCUAAUUGUGUUUUUAUGGGUUUCUAAGCAGCCAUAAAUGGAGAAUUGAAUAUUUAUAGUUUGUUUAUAGUGCCAUGAUUAAUAGUCUAAAUGAAUAAUUCUGUUAGUUUUGUUAAUAAUAGAUAGAGCUAAUCGUUUGUUAUACAUUUAUAGAACAAAUUAAAUUUGAGUAGAGCUAAGAAAUAAUAAUUCUAGUCCUUUAAAAAUUAAUAGCAAUUAAUAUAAAAUAUUUAGUUUGCAUUAAUUGCGUAUUAAUUAAUUGCGUAAAUUCUGCACAAUGUGUGAGUGAAGUUUUUCGAAAAUGUCAAUACUACCUUUGUACUUUUUUUUUCCUCACUAAUCUUUACAUAUGUAUAAUUAUAAUCGCAUUAUUGCGUUAUAUUGUUAAAAGAUUGUUUAUGUAGCAAAAAGCAAUGUGUUAUUCAAUACGUUUGCUUUGCCAUUUGAAGCUUGGCGAUGGUGAUGGGUAAUAAAUUGAUUUCACCAAGAUUUUAAAAUGUUAACCAAAAUGCUAUUAAUUUGCAGAAAUGAGGAGGAUUGGUCUGAUUAAAGUUCAACUUGUUCCUACUAG